AAUUUAUUUAUAUUUAUUCCAUUAUUUAACACUGACUUUAUUGUUUAAAGUGAAAGGAAAAUAAUAUUAAUUUUUUCAAAACUAAGCUCAAUCUUCCCACGCAUUUGGGAAAGGCGAAUAAACGAGUUUCUAUGGGAAGAUGAGUUUUAUAGAAACUGAUAGAAACAAUUGGCCUCGAGUCAGCAUCGAGUGUGGAUAUCACUUGCUUAUCAAUUAUACAUCUAUUUUUUAAAUCUAAACAUCAACAACAAUUAAGCAAACCAGGUAAAAUGAUUAAAAAAAAAAAAAACUUAACUGGAAUUAAAAAAUUAUUGUUUGUCAAUUUGUCAUAAACAUUGUAAAUAUAAAUUUUCCUUUUUUAAAAAACUAAGGUGUGUGAAGUUAUCAGGUAGCUCAAGGUGGCGUCGUGUAUAUUGAUUCCCACGACUAUGUGUAUUAAUUUUUAUUAAUUUUUUUUCUAUUUUUUUUUCCUACUGUUUUUGCUUCCUCCAACACAAAAAAGCUGACAGCUCAAGAUAUACUAGUCGUCUGUAUGUGUGUGUCAAAGUUAAUCAUUAUAUAGUGUGAUAUCACUUAUCAGUGUGGAGACACAGAAAGAGAGAGAAACACCGGCGUGGUUCUGAAAAUCAUAAUAAUAUUUUACAAAUGCUAAACAAAUAUAUUUGUUAAUAAUAAUAAUAAUAUAUCUAUUUUUUUAUAUAAAAGUGUAGUGUCUAUAAAAUGUUCAAUUAAUUUGGUAAACACAAAAUGUGCGGGAGAUGAUGCCUGGAACUUCACGUCAAUUGACAACUUCCAAUGGGGGUCCUGAAUACGACACCUUGAUGGAGGUACAUCACGAGGAUAUUGAAAAGAAUUAUGAUCUACUUGAAGAAAUUGGCAAAGGUCAAUUUGCUGUUGUACGAAAAUGCGUGGAACUCAAAACAGGUUCUGUUUACGCAGCAAAAAUUAUGAGAAAAAGGCGAGUUGCCAGGGGUGUUGCUGCAGCUGACAUAGCUCGUGAGGCAGGUCUAUUGGCACGUCUACGACAUCCAAAUAUUGUAUCACUAUACAAAGUUAUUGAUACAGGUAAAACAGUUGUUCUUUUAUUGGAAUUAAUAUCUGAUGGUGAAUUAUUUCAUUGGACUCCAUCGAGUGAAGCUGAAGCUGCCCAUGUUGUCAGGCAAGUUUUGAUGGCUCUAAGUCAUUUACACUCUCAUCAAGUUGCUCAUCUUGACAUUAAACCAGAAAAUAUUUUAUUAUCAUCACCUCCACCUAUGCCAAGCAUUAAAUUAAUAGAUUUAGGAUUAUCUCAUCGUUUGGUGCCUGGUUCUGAUUUACGUGCAUUAUUUGGUACACCAGAAUUUGUUGCACCUGAAAUUGUUAAUUAUGAACCAUUGAGUUUAGGAACUGAUCUUUGGGCUGUUGGAGUAUUGACAUAUAUAUUAUUAAGUGGUGCAUCACCAUUUCUUGGUGAAGAUAAACAAGAAACAUAUGCUAAUGUUGCAGCUUGUCAAUAUCAAUUUGAUGAUGAAUUUUUUGGUAAUGUCAGUGAAGUUGCCAAGGAUUUUAUACAUUCAUUAUUGGUUAAAGAUCCAAAGGAACGAGGAAGUGCUGAUUCGUGCCUUAAACAUCCUUGGAUCCUCACGGAUACUGAAUCUUCUCAGGAUCUUAGUGGAGCAAUGAUGAGUGCUGUAAAACGUGGCUGUAUUCAAGCAGUAUCGCAAUUAUUACGUCAAGGUGCAUCAUUGGAUAUCAAGGACUCUAAAGAAGAUAGUCUAUUGCAUAUAUCAUGUGCAUCAGGUGACGAAUCAAUGACAUCAUUGCUCAUUGAAAAUGGUGUAGAUCUUGAUAUAUCAAAUGAAAAAGGACAAACACCACUUCAUAUUGCUGCAAGAUAUGGUCAUAUUAAUAUUGUACGUUUACUAUGUUUAUCUGGCUGUGAUGUUGAUAAAACAAAUCGUGGAAUUCGUGCUGAUGUUACAGCAAUAAAAUAUGGUCAUAUUGAUAUUGCAAAUUUACUUGAUAGACUUAGAAAUAUUAAUCAACGUGAUAAUUAUAUAAAACAAUUACAACCAAGUCAUAAAAUUAUUGAUCGUUUACAUAUACGUUUAUUGGGACAUUGUGCAAGUGGUAAAACAUCAUUAAUAAAUUCAUUAAAAACAGGUAUAUUUAAUUUUGGAUUUUUUCGAAGAUCAAAAAGUCAAAAUUAUACAUGUAAAAGAGAACCAAGUAUUGAGCUUGAUGUUACAAAUAAACAUGGAUCAUUAAGUUUUGAAUAUAGUGAUAAUGAGUAUGAGGGUACUGUUGGUGUUGAAUGGAGUCGUGGUAAUGUUGGUGGUGAAUGUGUAUUUUGGGAAUUAUGUGGUAGAGAAGAUUUUCUUGCAUCUUAUCAUCAUGUUUUAACAUUUAAUUUACCAGCUGUACAUUUAAUAACAAUUAGUCUGAGAGAACCAUUGACUGUACAACUACAGCAAGCACGUUUUUGGCUACGUUUUAUUAUGGAUAGAAUACCACCAAAAAACAUUGGUUUUGCUGGUAAAUGUCAAGAUAUUAAAGUUAUACUUGUUGGUACAUAUGCACCAGAACCACAAAAUCCAAAUUUAAAUAGUAAUUCAAAUUUUCUUGCUCCAUUAUUACCAUUUUUAAAACAAUUUACACCAAUUCUUGGUGAUGAGCCACAAAUGGUUGCACUUGAUGCAACAAAUUCAGCUAAUCCUGGAGUUAAACAACUGAGAUCUUUAUUGACAAAUGCACGUACUGAAUUUCUUGAGGGUGCAAUUAUGUGGACACCAUUAUUAGAAUCAUGGAGAAGUCAUGUACAAGGAAUUGAAGAUCCACCAGUUUUAAUGACAAUUGAUGAAUUAUUAAAUGAAGUUCGAAGAUAUUUAAAUCCUUUAGUAACAAUGGAACAUAUAAUAUAUUUGGCACAACAACUUCAAGCACUUGGUGAAUCAAUAUUACUUAAUGAUAAUUUAAUUGUAUUAAGUCCAGAAUGGCUUUGGCGUGAUGUUAUAAGUUGGCAAUUAAAUCCAGAACAACGUGGUAGAUUAGGUGGUCGUACAACUGGUGUAUAUGGAAUUGAAGAUUUUCAAUCAAGAUGUCCAUGUCCAGCAAGUCAAGCAUUACAAGUAUUACAAGCAACAAAUUUUUGUAUACCUUGUGAAGUUGAUAUUGAUGAAAUUGAAUAUGAAAUACCAUGUUUAAAUUUAGUUGAACGUUUACAAGGUUUAUGGGAACCAUGGAAACAAUGUCAAGUUAAUUUACCACAUUGUGGUUUACGUUUAUUUACUGAAGAAGCAUCAAUGUAUCAUUUAACACCAAUAUUUCCACAUUUACAAAUACAAUUACGUAAAAUAACACAAACAUGGGAUCCACGUGAUUCAGAUUUAUAUCAAUGGUGGAGAGGAUCAAAAUUAUGUAUUGGUCCAUGUGAAAGUAUAAUAACACUUGAAGAAGAAGAUCAAGGAUAUAUUGAAAUACGUGUAAGAGGACCAAAAGGAACUGGAGGACAAUGUUUUGAAUUAUUAAGUGUUAUAUUUGAUGCUAUUGAUACAACUAUUGAUCAAGUUGCACCUGCUUUACUUCUUGAAAAACAUUGGCUAAGUCCAAGUCAAUUAGCUGAUUAUGAUGAUAUUAUACAUUCUUGGAAACCAUCACAGUUACUUACAGCACUUAUUGAUCAAGGAUUUGAUGAAGUUAAAUUUAAAAAUCCUUUCAAUGGACGUUUAGAGAGUGUUUGGGAUAUUGUUGGUUGUGGAGCAACUGUUAUGGAAAAUUGUAUUACUGGAACAUUACAACCAGUUAAACUUAUCAAGCCAGGAGUUAAAAGAAGACUUGCUCAAAUGCUUGAUCCACCUGAUCCACAUGGUAAAGAUUGGUGUUUAUUGGCUGUUAGACUUGGAUUAGGAGAUCGUGUUGCUAAUCUUGAUAGUACUAUUGAUAGUCCAACUUUAAGAUUAUUGUCUUGUGCCGGAUCUGGAUGUACAGUUGGCUCACUUGUGAAGCAACUUCGUGCACUUGGUCGUGACGAUGCCGUCCAUUUGUUGCUAUCACAUACUUCUGUUUUUUUAUUGUCAGUGUCAAUUGAUUCAGAAACUGGCUCACAUUUAUCAAGAUGACGAUGCUGUAAUCAUCGACGAUGGAUAAAUACUUUUUAAAUAUAAAAAUUCAGCUAAACAGGGUGAUUGAUUUGUAAAUAUUUUGUUUAUCUGGUUCAUAUAUUUUUUUUUUUUGUCUAGUUUAUUAGUUACAUUAUUUUUUUUUAAUUGACAAUGAAUUUUAACACCAAUUAUUUAUGCCACAAAGUACUUAUCAGUUUUAUUUCUAAUUAUUGUUAAGGUAUCAAAAGUAUACAAUCGAACAUUUAAACAAAAAAAAAAAUAAUUACCAACAUGCGUUAAAUAAUGUUUUUAAAUGAAAUCUAAAGACUGCAUGAACCAAUUAAUUAUUGUGUUAUAUUUUAAAUUAUUUAUAUGAGUGAGCAUUAUAACAAAAAAAAAAAACAAAAAUAUUCACUUGCCAUUUACCAAUUUCGAAAAAAAAAAAAACAAUUUUUCAAUAUAAAAAAAAAAGCAAAAAAAAAAAACAAAUAAAUGUUUUUUUAUAAAAUAUAUAUUUAAUUGUAGAAUUUGCACAUUUUACGCUUAUGAGCUUUUAAACACCGAGUGAUUAUUUUAAUCUUUUUGUGAACGAAAAAAAAAAAAACAGCGUUCGAUAAAAAUAUUUAGAUAAAAUUAUUAUUUAUU
This is a messenger RNA of Aphidius gifuensis, 4724 nucleotides long. Its product is annotated as death-associated protein kinase 1-like. Gene Ontology annotation, molecular function: protein serine/threonine kinase activity; protein binding; ATP binding. The transcript is spliced from 12 exons. Gene Ontology annotation, cellular component: nucleus. The coding region runs from base 759 to 4097 and encodes 1112 amino acids. Lineage: Eukaryota; Metazoa; Arthropoda; Insecta; Hymenoptera; Braconidae. The record is from RefSeq and is a predicted model, not a curated record. Gene Ontology annotation, biological process: protein phosphorylation; positive regulation of apoptotic process; intracellular signal transduction.